CAAGGAACAGGGCCUCUCUGUGCUAGGCACUGCACAGACAUGCGGCAGAAAGAUGGUCCUCGCCCCAAGAGCUUAGUCUCCACCCACCCUCCCCAUAGCCAGGGUGGGCGUGGCCCAGGAAAGGGAGCAUGGCCAGCACCCCUUUAUAUCUGGCUGAUUCGGGACUGCCUGAAUGACCCUUAGAGCUAAUGGUGUAAAUCAGAGCAGCCUUCAAGGAACCAGCUAGAGGCCUGGACAGCUCGAGGUCUACAGGAAUGCAGAGAUGGCAUAAAGGCACUGUUGCCCCUUGCUACUCCCCAUGAGCUGUGCUGAAUGCUUGGGGGGUCCAGCUCAGGAUCUGACCUGUCGCAUGUGGCUUGUUGUGCUAAGUGCACUGCUGCAGAAUUGCAGGCUGUCUCCAGCAACUGGCCUCAACCCCAGCCCCAGCCUAAGCUCAGUCCACAUCCAAACACCAGGUCCUCAGCCCAUCUCCAGCUGACUGUAAUGGGCAUAGUCUGUAGUCCUUGAUCACUACCAUAGGGAUAACUAGCACCCCCGCAGCUGGCUGAGUGUUGUGGCAAAGCUGGAAAUCCUGGUGUUAUGACUUGGAAGGUGCCUUUCAAUGCUAGCUCCCUCGUUCCUCUAGGCUGUUCGAUCGCAGAGAGGUCACCGCUUCUGAAACAUGCAGCCUUUUCUUCUACAAACUUUGAGAACAUCUUCAAGUGGGAAAGCGAAGCAGAUACUCCCCCGGGCACAGUGUAUGAAGUCCAGUACAAACGGUACGGGGAUGAAGACUGGCUUCAGAAGAGCGAGUGCCAGAAUAUCACGCAGCCCUUCUGUAACCUCACGAACGAGACGGAAAACUUCAGAGAGCGCUACUAUGCUCGAGUGAGGGCCAUAGUCCAGAACUGCUGCUCCUCCGACUGGGUCUGCUCACAGAGAUUCUACCCCAGAGAAGACACUACUAUUGGAAAGCCGGAGGUGAAAUACGUUCCUAGCGUUAGAUCCAUAAAGUUUUUCAUCCAACCCCCCUACACCCCUCUGAGAGAUGAGGAUGGCUCCCAGCUAACUGUGGAAGACAUCUACAGCAGAUUUGAUACCAUCGAUUACCACGUGAUGCUAUUCAGCCAAAAGACACACCAAGAGUGGGAAAAGAAUGAGAACAACAAAGAAUUUGAAGUUUCCAACUUGAACCCAGACACCGCAUAUAAUGUCACAAUAUAUCUCAAGCACUUAGAAAAAAGAAGCCAGCCUCGUGUAUUUUGCGUUAGUACGUUACCAGACACCACCUGGCUCCUAUACUGUGUUGGGGGAAUUACAUUUGCUACAGGAUCGCUGUUUGUUGUGGUAUGUUAUGUGAUCUAUAAAUACAUCAAGCAACGCACAGCACGGCCGAAGUCUUUGGACUUCAGAGGGAUUUCAGCCUUCCAGCCCCUCAUGCUAACAGUGGAGCAUAUUAUAAGCCCCAUUAAUGAUUUAUCCAAAACUACUCUGUACACCCCAGAUGUGCAGUUAAUGCCAAUUAAUCUGCUGCAGCAGACGUCUUUAUUCCAUUUGCAAAAAACUUCCUAUCAACAACAAGCCAAUGUGUUGGCGUUUCAGCCCAUCAUUCAGCCAGUCAGCCAAGCGGAUGGUUUUCCUUCAGCGUACGCUCCUCAAAUAGCCCAGGAAAAUCUACCAUGCAUGCUGAACAAGAAACCUCUGGCCUUGACAUAUGGAGUGUGCAUCGAAAGCCCAAGAUGCAUCAACAGGAGGAAUUCUCAGCCAGACCAGAUGCUGCAGGAUAUUUCUCCUGAAAGGUUUGUCAGUGGCAAACUUAAAACCGAGACACCAGGCGAAAGGUACUGUGAUGAGAACUACAAGGAGCAGAGGCCGAAGCUGGUAGAGAGAGGAUUAUGGGAAAGCCGUGACACUGACAUGACAGGAUCGGUGUUCUCCAUGGGGCCAGCGCAGCAGCUGAUGCUCCAGACAGACUGUGAGGAAGCUAAGCUGCACAUGCCCCAGCAGUCACUGUCUCUGCUGAAGGAAGGAGGAAACUACAGAUGGCAGAUGGCAGGGUUGCUGCCAUUGCUGUCCUCGCUGACAGUUGACACAAACUCUGUCUCAGAGGAUGGGCUUCCUCCAUCAUCAUCCUCCCCCUUACUAAAGUCAGUCUGUACCUGCGAUGACCUCCCCGGGGAAUGCAGCACAGGCCAGUUGAUGUCAUUAGAUGCAUUGUCAUAUCCUGAAAACAAACGGAAGCCUCCGGACUUUCAAACAACAGAUGUGCUACCGGCAGCAAGGGAGCCGGGCUGCCUAGAACUAAACGCCAUUGCACCCCAUGCCUCUAGCUCCAUCCAGAACACUGACAUGCUUUUCACUAUGCUGUUCAGAGACUUGGAUUUAAAGGUACAGUGGGAGCAUGGCCAGAAUGAAAACACACUGAUGUGUUAGCACAGCGUUGAAUGAUCUCUAAGGGCCGGAUUCUGCCAACCUUUACUCACAUUAAUGAGUGCCCUACUGGGCAACCAUCCUCAUUGAAAUAAAUGGGAUUACUCGCUGAGUAAGGUACUAAUCAACAUACGUAAGAGUGUUAGAAUCUGGCCCUACAUUUUCAUGGGCACGGGUGCCUUUACUAACUGCAUUGCUUCUAGGAAAGCUAUGUUAUCUUUGCACUUUAAUAAUACCUAGCUCUUUGUUUCUUGGAUGUUGUGAAAUGGAUGACACCUAAAAGUUGGCCUAUUUUAAAACCAGAUUCAACCCCCAUAAAAUUUGGGUCAGUUUGGGGUGGGACCCAGAUUUCGUAGCUGACACCUGUUUCUUUGCACCAAAAUCUCAGAUCUAAACUUUGGGAAAGUUCAGAUCCGGAUGAAGUCACAGCGGGAAACAAAUCUCGUUCAGAGAGGCUCUCAUGAAUGGUCAUUUCCCAGAUGGUAAUAGUAUUUUUAAGCAGAUUUUGUUUAGAGCAUGGAGAUUGCAGGCUGGGCCUGGAGUCUCAUCGUGUGUUCGUCGGUCACUUAUCACUCGUCAGCCGGAAUCUAUCAGAGGUUCUGAAUCAAAGCUGAUUGACAGGAGAGUCAGUUUGCAAUGUCACUGGAAAACAAGGGUUAGUUCAAGUUACACUCUUUUUUUCUUUGGCUUUUGGCUAAGAUCAACUGUAAUACCAAUACUGACUUGGACUCUUAAUACAUUCCAUGGGUGGCGUACCCGAGCCCACUUAUCCACUGACGCUUUAAAAACUCCCACACCCCAAUCUGGAUCUAUGCUGGUUAUGUGAUAUGUAUGUACCUCGUGAACUUUGUAACGGAUACUUGCAAUCUCCCAUAACCCAAGCCCGACCCCAGAUGUACAGUACAUUCCCUCUUAACUUGUGUAAAUUUGAUUUUAAACAUUAACUUUAAUAAAUUUUUUAUAUCCACUGAAUACCUGACACCUCCCCUCCUCCCCUGUGCUUAUAGCAGGAAUAACAGGUGUGUCUUUUCCAUGUUUAAUAUCUCUGUCUUAAAUGAGGAAUGAAUAAGGGCA
Molecule: messenger RNA, 3483 nt
Organism: Terrapene triunguis (Three-toed box turtle)
Lineage: Eukaryota; Metazoa; Chordata; Testudines; Emydidae
Gene: IL22RA1
Product: interleukin 22 receptor subunit alpha 1
Exons: 6
Coding region: 580-2412 (610 amino acids)
Molecular function (GO): protein binding
Source: RefSeq, a predicted model, not a curated record